UUUCUUUCUUACCAGUGACUCGACUCCUCCCUGUCUUGCUUUCAUAUAUUUCUCUCCAUCCUCGUCGGUCAACCCUCCCCAGAACACAAACCCCCCCAACCCUCCCUAUAUAUCCUCUCGCUCCAUCUUUCUCCCUAAAACCCUCCCCCGAACAAAUAAAAGUUCUCUGCAACAGAAGAUUUGACUCCUUUUUUAUGUUCGUCUUCAUCUCACCACUUGAUUGAUAUUCCCCAUUUCCCGAAGAAGAAGGACAGAAUCUUUCCUGAAAAAAAUGUCUUUCAUGUAUACCUUUUUCAUUCCCGAGGACGCCAAGGCUGAAGAAGGCGAGUGGGAAAGAGAACGAUAAACGCAAUAAGAAUAAUAUCCCGUUGGAAUAUUAUUAUAAGCAGCAGAAGCAGAUCCAUCUCUUCUGUUUCUCUGUGCAAAAAAAAAACUUGGACCACACUCCUUCAUAUAUCUAUACCCUUCCAUCUUACUUGUGCAGUUUUAGCGAUGUCCGUGACAACGGUAAUCACCGACUCAAUCGUGAUGACGACGACGGCGUCGGCCACCGAUACACAAACAGUGACGGCGAAACUGGCAGCAGCCACAAUUGAUGUGGAUUUCGCAAAAUGCGAUUGCUGCGGACUGACGGAGGAAUGCACCUUGGCGUAUAUCGAAAGAAUUCGAGAGCGGUAUCAGGGGAAAUGGAUAUGCGGUCUGUGUGCGGAGGCGGUGAAGGACGAAGUCUUCCGAUCCAAAAGGCUAAUAAGCACCGAAGAAGCAAUGAGCCGUCACUUCAAUUUUUGCAGCAAGUUCAGGUCCUCCGGACCGCCUCCCGACGCCACCGGCCAUUUAAUCUCUGCCGUCAGGCACAUCUUGAAGAAGAGUUUAGAUUCUCCCAAAUCCAUGCUGCGCUCCGUGCCCUGUAGUCCGACCGAGAGCGCUAGGGUCGGUGGGGGGUUGACUCGGUCGGAGAGCUGCAUUCCGAGUUUGAAUUUUGUUGACUCGGCCGGGUUGCAUGGGGUUGAAGGAGAGUCUGAACGACAAUCGUUGGACAUUGGUACAGAAACCGAUAGUGCCCUAGUAGUAGAAGUAGACAGCGCAGUUUCUUUUGAAUUUCGGCAGGGACACCGCUAGAUGAGAAAAGGAAGUGCAAAAUAAUACAAAGAAAGAAAGAAACAAACAAACAUUUAGUAGUACUAAUAAUAAAAGUUUCCAGUAGUUUGACUUAUUUUAAGUUUUACGUUUCUCACUCAUUUGUAAACACAAGAGUUUGUGUUUAUCAUUGUGGAUAUAUUAUUGAUCAGUAAGGGGGGUAGUAGGAUUCUUAAA
Coffea eugenioides is the source of this 1314-nucleotide messenger RNA. RefSeq lists its product as uncharacterized. Lineage: Eukaryota; Viridiplantae; Streptophyta; Magnoliopsida; Gentianales; Rubiaceae. Bases 493 to 1119 code for a protein of 208 amino acids. The transcript has 2 exons. The record is from RefSeq and is a predicted model, not a curated record.